UGAGCGCCCAGCCGCAGAGGAGCCUCUCCCCUCGGUUUAGACGGCGGCUUCUCCUCCGCCUCCUCCUCCUCCUCCUCUAGCAGCGCCUCGGCUGCCGCCGCCACCAUCACCGCCAGGAUGAGCACCUUCGGCUACGAGACCUAUUUCCCGUCGUACAAGCGGCGCUACGCGGAGAGCUCCCGGGUGCACCUGUCCAGCGCCCGCAGCAGCAGCGGCGGCGGCGGAGGCGGCUAUGGGGUGGCGCGCUCCACCUACUCCAGCCUGUCGGCGCCCGUCUCCUCGGUGUCGAUGCGCCGGAGCUACACGUCCUCCUCCUCCUCCUCGCUGCUGCCCGCGGUGGACAGCCUGGACCUCAGCCAGGUGGCGGCCAUCAGCAACGACCUGAAGACCAUCCGGAGCCAGGAGAAGGCGCAGCUGCAGGACCUGAACGACCGCUUCGCCUGCUUCAUCGAGCGCGUCCACGAGCUGGAGCAGCAGAACAAGGUCUUGGAGGCCGAGCUGCUGGUGCUGCGGCAGAAGCACUCGGAGCCGUCGAGGUUCCGCGCCCUCUACGAGCAGGAGAUCCGCGAGCUGCGCCUGGCCACCGAGGAGGCCACCCACGAGAAGCAGGCGCUGCAGGGCGAGCGGGAGAGCCUGGAGGAGACCCUGCGCGCCCUGCAGGCGCGCUACGAGGAGGAGAUCCUCAGCCGCGAGGAUGCCGAGGCCCGCCUGCUGGAGGUGCGCAAAGGCGCCGACGAGGCCGCGCUGGCCCGCGCCGAGUUGGAGAAGCGCAUCGACAGCCUGCUGGACGAGCUGGCCUUCCUGAAGAAGGUGCACGAGGAAGAGCUGGCCGAGCUCCAGGCCCAGAUCCAGUACGCGCACCUCUCCGUCGAGAUGGACGUCUCGGCCAAGCCCGACCUGUCCUCGGCGCUGCGGGACAUCCGCGCGCAGUACGAGAAGCUGGCGGCGCGCAACAUGCAGAACGCCGAGGAGUGGUUCCGCAGCCGCUUCACCGUCCUCACCGAGAGCGCCGCCAAGAACACCGACGCCGUCCGCGCCGCCAAGGACGAGGUCUCGGAGAGCCGACGCCUGCUCAAGGCCAAGACGCUGGAGAUCGAGGCCACCCGCGGCAUGAACGAGGCGCUGGAGAAGCAGAUGCAGGAGCUGGAGGAAAAGCAGAACGCCGACAUCGUCGCCCUCCAGGACACGGUUAAUAAAUUAGAAAAUGAACUGAGAACCACGAAAAGUGAAAUGGCUAGGUAUCUGAAAGAGUACCAGGAUCUUCUCAACGUGAAGAUGGCAUUGGACAUUGAAAUUGCAGCAUACAGAAAACUACUGGAAGGCGAAGAGACCCGGCUUAGUUUCACCAGCGUUGGAAGCAUAGGCAGUGGUUAUACGCAGAGCGGCAGCACCUUUGGAAGAUCCGCCUACAGUGGUUUACAGAGCAGCUCCUACUUGAUGUCUGCCCGUUCCUUUCCCGCCUACUACUCCAGCCAUGUGCAAGAAGAACAGAUAGAAGUUGAGGAAACUAUUGAGGCAUCCAAAGUAGAAGAGGCCAAAGAAUCUCCCCCUUCGGAAGGAGAGGAAGAGGGUGAAGAAGAGGAAGCUGGAGAAGAAGAAGAGGGAGAGGCAGAAGGAGAGGGAGAAGAAGGAGAAGGAGAGGAGGAAGGUGCCAAGGAAGAAGCUGAAGAAUCUAAAGAGGGCGAGGAGGAAGAGGCAGAAGGGGAGGGAGAGGGAGAAGAGGGAGGAGAUGAAGAGGCCGCUGAAGAAGCAGAGGAGGGAGAGAAAAAGGAAGGAGAAGAGGAGGAGGAGGAGACUGGUGGGAAAGAAGCAACUAAAGAGAAGAAGAAGGAUUGAUUGAAGACUGCGUAUCGGUUUCCCAGAUAGUUUAACUGACUGAGCUAAAAUUGCUGUACCACAUAUUUAAAUUCCCUUAUGUUCUUAAGUUUAAAGUUGAAUUGUCUCUUGGUUUGUGUUUUCCUUUUGAUGCAAAGUAACCUGAACGCUUGCAGAGUGCCCCACCAGCUGUGACCCAAAUGUGCCCGGUGGAUUCUUGAGAGUCCCAGAGCAUCAUGCAAUUUGGCGGAUGAAAUCAAUUGAGGUUUUUAAAAAAAUAAUAAUAAUUAUAAUUAUAAUUAUAAUAAGCAAAGCAGGGAGCUGCUGGUGGGGGGAAAAUAUGUCUAAGCUACAUUCAAAGUUACGGAAACCUUGGAUGGUGAAAUAAAAUGAAGUCUGUGCAAUCAAGCUAGUCAAUAAAAUUACAGAGCUGCAUACACAAA
Hemicordylus capensis (graceful crag lizard) is the source of this 2258-nucleotide messenger RNA. It is a transcript of the gene NEFL, whose product is annotated as neurofilament light chain. Gene Ontology annotation, biological process: neurofilament bundle assembly. The transcript has 4 exons. Gene Ontology annotation, molecular function: structural constituent of postsynaptic intermediate filament cytoskeleton. Lineage: Eukaryota; Metazoa; Chordata; Lepidosauria; Squamata; Cordylidae. The coding region runs from base 118 to 1836 and encodes 572 amino acids. Gene Ontology annotation, cellular component: axon; intermediate filament; cytoplasm. The record is from RefSeq and is a predicted model, not a curated record.